CGGGGUGGAUAUUUUCAAUGUACAGUGUGCUGCAAAACUGUUUGGUAAUUUCACGUCUAAAGCUUUUUAAGAAGAUUUAAGCAACUAGCCACUCGUUUGCUACAUUGCUACUAACAGUUAUAAAGGUGGACGGCACCAAUGAUGAGAGCCCCCCCCCGGUACUCGAGCAGGAUAUUAGAGGUCAUCGUCAUUGCAUGACAAAGGCUGUGGCAGAUUCAUCUUCAUCACUUCAUACAGCAUUUCCAUAGUUUUUUCUUCAGAGCGGUAGUACCAUGAAGGGUGGAGGCAGAGGUAAGGAGCCACCUGUUGCAGGGGAGGUCACUGGCAAACGCCCCAAACGCAAGUGCCUGCAGUGGCACCCACUCCUGUCCAAAAAGGCUCUGGAUUUCUCAGAGGAGGAGGAAGAGGAGGAUGAAGAGGAGCUGGAGAAGCAGCCAGAGCUGUGUGGCCAGGACCAGGGUUCGCAGCAGGUGCAGUGUGGAAGCACAACCGAGGAAGUGGAGGAGGACUCGAAUGAGCAGCGCGCGCGGCGGCCAAUGAAUGCCUUUCUCCUCUUCUGCAAGCGCCACCGUUCCCUGGUGCGGCAGGAACAUCCUCGCCUGGAUAACCGCGGGGCCACCAAGAUCCUGGCUGACUGGUGGGCGGUGCUGGAGCCCAAAGAGAAGCAGAAGUACACGGACAUGGCCAAGGAGUACAAGGAUGCCUUUAUGAAGGCCAACCCGGGCUACAAGUGGUGUCCCACCACUAGCAAGCCGGUGAAGAGCCCCUCCUGUCAGCCUGUCAGCAGCAGCCCCCGCAAAAAAGUUUGGUCCUUCUCUUCCAACUCCACCAAGGACUCCACCACUGCCAAAAAAGUGCCCAAAACAGACAGCAUGCCACAGUUAAACUUUGCCAUGGCAGACCCUACAAAGAUGGGAGGCCUUAGCAUGCUGCUGUUAGCUGGGGAACAUGCCCUCACAAACAGAGAGAUCCCUUCCAGCACUAAACCUAGUUUACCUGACACAGCCAGUGAAGGGAACUCCUAUCCAGGGGACGAGGAGGAGAUGUUGUCUGGGACAAUACCGAACCGAGUGCCUGACGUUACUGAGAGCAGGGUUAAGGCUGCCCCUUCCCCACAGGCAGAGUCAUCUCUCUCUGCGGCACCUGAAGGAAAACCAUGCAGGCAGUCGGCUCUCUUCCAGCUGGCUGAGAUGUGCUUAGCAUCUGAAGCUGGAAAGAUGGAGCCAGUGGAAUGUGAGCCUGAGGACAGCUGCUCUACAGCCUCUCUCCAGCAAACCACCGGCAGGCCAGAGGGCAAGGAGCAGACAGCCGACGGGGACGACUGUCCUCCCUCCCCCUACACAUCAGCCCUCGUACCUUCUCUCUCCUCUGUCACGUCUACCUCCACCGAUGCCAUCCAGCCACAACUCGGCAGCCAAAACGCACGUGUCAAAAACAAGAGCAAGAAAAGAGAGGGUGCCAAGUUGAAUGAUAACGACGAGAUCCCUUGCUCGGCAAAGAAGAUCAUCAAGAAGUGCAACCAUGCAGAAUCAAACGUGGACAGUGUCUUCAGUACAAUUGAGGCAGUGGCCAAAGGAGCCUGGAAGGACACGGAGGAGAAGCCCAAGAAGAAGAUCCAGAGCAGUCCAAGUGCUGGGAACUCUGGUGGGCCCAAAAAGAAGAGUAGGCCCAAAGUCAAGACCCCUGUCAAAGAAAGAGAGGAGGAGAUGGAGGAGGACAGCAGGCAGUGUGGGCAGUACAGUUCCUCUGAGGUGGAAAUGAAGGAAGAGAUGGCUGACGCAAGUCCCAAGGCUGAAGCAGAAGAAGCCAGUAUAGGAAGCUCGGAGCUUCAGGGCAGUGCGGCAGAAGCCCACCAGUCCCCCAGCAGCCCCUCGCCUGCCAAGCUCAAAGAGGAAGACAAGGGGAAGGAGCGGUCGAGUGACGGGACCUGUGACUUCAACCCAGAGAACCACGGCUCCAGGAAGUCAGAGCGGAGCUGUAAAGGCGCCUUGUAUAAAACCCUGGUUUCUGAGGGAAUGCUGACUUCACUGAGGGCCAAUAUUGACCGAGGGAAAAGAGGUGCUUUCCGUGGUUCAGAUCAUGAUGCAAACUGGAGUGAUGACAGCUGGACAGUUUCUCAGAUAGGACCUAACAACCCCAAGAAGCUGAAAAAGUCCAAGUCCAAAGAUGAAUGUUCACAGGGCCUCGGGAAACUGGAGGAGGAGUUUGAAAGGAAGUUUAACAGUCUGCCACAGUAUAGCCCAAUGACAUUUGAUAAGAAGGGGACUGCUGUCGCAAAGAAGAAGAAGACGGACAGCCCCGUUGUCCCAGAGGAAGUCUCUAAAGCGGGGAAAGGGCCAUCUCCAUCUCAGAAAAAGACUUCAUUCCACAAGAUUGUUAGGAAGCACAAACACAAAAAGGAGAAACCAGGUGCAGUGGACAAAGUGGUACAGAGUGAUCCCACCAUGCUGGAUUCAGCUUCCAAAGCCAAAUCAUGUGCCCCCGUUGCCAUAACGUGCCCAGAUGUCCAGGGCCCCGCUAGCAUGGAGAUGCUAGUUGGUAGCCAGAAGAGGAAGGCUAGGAAGACCAAGAUCACACACUUGGUGCGCACAGCUGAUGGCAGCGUGUCUCCAGCCGAGGAGGACAAAACUAGGGACCUGAACCAGGAAGAGGAUAAGAAGCCAUUACCCCAACAGAAUUUAUGCAAUGAUAAAGGGUGCUACAGUAAUCCCAGAGGAGCAGAGGAGGCAGAGAGGAGCACCGGACCCCCGGAGCUGCCUGCGUUCUUCAGCCUGGCGGCCCUCGCUGAGGUCGCAGCCAUGGAAAACGUUCACAGAGGCCAGAGAGGCUUGGCUGAGAAUCAGAAGAAAGAGCUUGGCCAGACCCCAGUCCUCAUCUCCUGCGCUGACCAGUGAAACUCUGCUGCUGUUUUGAGAAGCCACAACAUGGACAUUGGCAGUGGAGCUGUCCUUUCCUCAGUGGUAACCCUAUGCUGAAGGGAGACUUGAUCAGGAAGCUUUGGACUGACUCCACCUUACCCAUGUGGUGAAAUUAGCUUGAGCUCGGGUUCACGGUGGGGGAAAGAGAGCCUCUCCUCCUCCCUGUUCCUCGCUAUCUCAGUGUUUUCCCCAAAAGCCUUCCUUUGGUUUGAGGGAGGAUGCCUUUCUGAACUCCUCUCCCCCUCCUUAGAUGCUCUGUUUGGGCCUGUGGAAGAACCACGCUGUUCCCAGUGCAUGGCUUCCCUUAUAGAGAUGGUUGUCAUGGGUUUAUUGUACACUGUUUUGUCAAAUAGAGGCCACUUUUAAGGUCAAGUCUUGCGAUUUAAAAACAAAUAUAUAUAUAUAGCAUUUUAGGUAGGGCAAAAACCCAACACUGCAUUUGUUUUAUAGACGAACACAGCUUUCUGUCACCUUUUUACCUCACACACACGCCUACUGAAGAGUUCCCUCCACCUCUGGUAGAAUACCUCUGUAUUUGAAUAGUUCUUAUCCCUUCAAAUCCUUCCAGCUUCAGCCCAAAAUGACUUUAACCAGGGUACAUGAUCAUGAUGGAUUUACCAACUACUUGUAGUGUUUCCCUGUGAUACACUAAUCUGGUGUACUCAAACUACGAAGAAAUCAUGGUUGAGUAUUUGAUAUGUAAGUUAUGAUGCUACUGUAAAACAGUAUGUGGUAGCUACCAAUAAUCAUGUUAGACUGAAUGUGUAAGAGUAGACCUGUGCAUACCUUUGCAUCUGAACUAGAGUUGACUAUAGAGGAGGGUGUUUGUUUGUCCUGCUUAUCCUUUAGUAGUAGGUUCACAGUGUCCCUGUCAGGCUUAUGAGACAGUAGGUUGGCUUAAAAAUGUCUUCUUGUGAUGGGGAGCUUGUGUAAAAGUGAUUCAAAUAUAGCCUUAACCCUCCCCCCUCCCCAACCCAGACCUAGAACCAGCUUCUUGCUCCAUGUCAUCACAGUCCUAAAGUCGGUGUAAACAUUUUUGAAUAGUGAAACGCAGUUACUUGAUCUUAUUGCAGUUUGCGUAGCAAUUAGAAAGGUUAAUUCCUCGUGUGCAACUUAUUUCAUGAAAUAGGUGAUUUUUUAAAUUACAUAAACACUGCACUAAUUUGUAGCUGAAGUUUGCGUUGCUCUUGGAAGGGUAUUGGAAUGCCUUGUCUCCACCAGUCAAUGUCCCCAGGACCUGGCUAAAGUCAGCCACAAGCUCCAACAUAGACGAUCAGAAGGUUAAAUUGUUUUAUCUACAUGUCUCAUAAAAUGAGCAAUUUGAGAGAAGAAAAAAAAAUACAGAAAUAAAAAGUUUAUUUCUGAUUGAAUGUGUGGAAAUGGGACAACGCUGUGCUAUGGUUCCUCACAGAGCUAAUGGAGACAAGGCAUUUAAUAACAAUGCCCCAUGUUUGUCCUAAUGGCCUUUUGAGAUUUUAUUGCCAAGUAAUGGUCUACUCAGAGGUCACAUGUAAUCCAUGUUUUGAUUCUUAGAAGUAUUUAUAUUUAGAUGCAACUUUGUGUUCUUUAUUUUGGCUUUGUUUUGUCCAUGUCUGGUCUGAAUCAUUCCAUUUCCAUGCCUCUGUCUCUGCCAUACUGUUUGCAGUUAGUCAGCUGUAGUGAGGAGAAAGAAGGAAAGGAUGGAAGCUGGAGGAGCUGCCAGAGGCAUGGAGGGUAACUGAGAGCUACACAGACUCCCCAGCAAUACCCCUCGCCUCCUUACCUAGCAGCCUUUUGUUCCUCUGUGUAGACCAAUACUUAAUUUAUCACAUUUUAAAUUCACAUUUAUAACUUUUAUAGCUCCUCGUUUUCUAUUUAAUCAUUCUUCUGUUAAAGUGUGUGCAUUUAUGAUGCUCUUUUAACUAGGUCCUCUAUGCUUUUUCCUGAGGUCAAGUUUACUGGAUUAAGAAUGUUGUCAAAAAAGAUCAAGCUCAUAGACGAUGAAUGCAUCUAUGCUUACCUGCUAAGCAAACAGGCACUGAGAUAAAAUGCAGUCUCUAUACAGUGAGCUUGUCUCUUCACCUCUGGAGGUGUGUAUUUGACUGCGCCUGCAUCACCAUUUCUUGGAUAUGUGUUAGGAUGUGUUCAGAGUACUUUUGAACACUUAAUGACAGGACAGACAAAUAAGAAAUGAAUGGGUCUUAGGGAACUUAUGGGUCUUGAAAUAGAGCAUUUUUUCCUAUAUCAAGGCAUUGUUACAUGGUAAUAAUGUUUAACUUAUGUAGGCCCUUGUGUGCAAAUAGAACAGUACAUGCAACAAAUCUAUAACUCCUCCCUAAAUUUUCCUUACUUUCUAACUGCAAAUGUUUCCCAGUUAAACUUAAGGGAACCAUAUUACGCUUUACGAUAAUCCUAAUAAUAAAUACUAUAUCUAUUUUUUCAAAUAUGAGAAAAAGUUACAUUAAGGAUGAUAUCAUCCAAGCAGUAAACUGUAUAGUUCUUCCACUGGUGGACAUCAGUGUAAUUCUUUGCAAAGACAAAGAAAUUGUCUUCCCCCAAAAUAGAGAUAUAUUUGCUCAUAGCAAGUGAGUUUAUUGACAUUUGCCAAAGAAAAGGGAAAGGUAUAUUCAAAUAGAAAUCAUGUUUUAAAAAAGAAAAAAAAAGAAAAUAGAGAACGCUGGCAUAACAGUUGCACUGCAUUUCCUAGGUGUGUAAAUCUUCAGGUAACAAUAUCAGCACAAUUCAUCCUGUGUAUGUAAUGGGAUUUCCUUGGUGUUUGAGCUCAGAGUUGGAAUGAAGUGCAACAAAAGGGCACCACUCAAUGCCUCUUUUAAUAUACAGUAUUUGCACCUUAUGACCCAAACCAAAAUGAUCAUGGUCUUUGAAGAAAAUAUAUAAUUUUUACCCACGCUAUGGAGAAUUAUGCAUUUUAACUAUUAUAUAUGCGAGAAUCCAGUUAUUAACAAAUCCACACAUCUACCAAACAGCCAUAAUACUGUCAUUUCCCAUCCCCUCACUUUUUCUAUCUAGAAAAUGCUUCUAUAAAUUUGAAAUUCCUAUAUUAGUUACCUAAAUGACUAUAAUACCCUUUUGUGCUAGUACUGUCUUCUUGAAUGUAAUCAUUUUGUACCUGUAUUUUUCUAAUUCAGUCUUGAUUGUACUGUAUGUAUGCUAUGAUGGUAUACUGUUCCUUAGGUGCAUAGUUCGUUACAACCAACAGUUCUCGUGACAGGAUAGCUGCUGUGCUGCGAACUCAGAGGAAAUGUGUGGAGGUUUCGAGUCCAAAGGACUUAUUGUACCAUGUGAGCAUCCAUGAGACUGAUAACUGAGAGAGUCUUGCAUUUUGAGUGGUGGGGACAAUAGCUUUCCCUGGUUUGCUACUUCUUUUUUCCUUUGCAGUAAAAGUGAAAGUCUGAUCAGGACAGUUUAUUAAACAAGGACGCUCCUGCAAUCAGAUAGAACAAUUGAAUGCUUGAGUUUUAACUUAUUUAUUACUGUUCCGUUUAGUUGAAUAAAAACCAAUAAAAUAUACAACUGAAUAUGCAUCCAUUUAUACAUGAACGUGUAUAAGAUAACAUACCCUUUACUGGAAUGUAGAUCAUGGCUUCCUUUUAUUUAUUUGUUUGUGAAGAAGAGGUUAUGCCAGAUAUUUGAAGUCUCUUUCCUCUGAUAGUUUGUACAACAUGUGCUUAAUCUAAUUUAUGCUACUGGUAACCAUGACAGAUGUGUUUUUUUGAUUGUUACAGCCCAGUGGUUAAAUGCAGCCUUGCCUUACUCGAACCCCUGCUUAGUGAGGGAUCCCUCUGCCCCACCCCGCCUAUCUACCCCCUUCCCCCCCACCCACCCAUAAAUCCUAUGUCAUAACACUGUUUGCUGAUGCAACUAUUAUUCCUUUUACACUUUCUGCUGACGCAACUAUUACUUCUUGAAAAACCUAUUAAAUAACAUCUAUUGCA
Messenger RNA from Sander lucioperca (pikeperch), 6853 nucleotides. RefSeq names its product HMG box transcription factor BBX. Gene Ontology annotation, molecular function: RNA polymerase II transcription regulatory region sequence-specific DNA binding; DNA-binding transcription factor activity, RNA polymerase II-specific. The transcript is spliced from 17 exons. The coding region runs from base 273 to 2894 and encodes 873 amino acids. The record is from RefSeq and is a predicted model, not a curated record. Gene Ontology annotation, cellular component: nucleus. Lineage: Eukaryota; Metazoa; Chordata; Actinopteri; Perciformes; Percidae. Gene Ontology annotation, biological process: regulation of transcription by RNA polymerase II.